Messenger RNA from Pungitius pungitius (ninespine stickleback), 3518 nucleotides. It is a transcript of the gene clcn7, whose product is annotated as chloride channel 7. The record is from RefSeq and is a predicted model, not a curated record. Gene Ontology annotation, biological process: transmembrane transport; chloride transport. Gene Ontology annotation, cellular component: intracellular membrane-bounded organelle; lysosomal membrane. Gene Ontology annotation, molecular function: voltage-gated chloride channel activity. The coding region runs from base 278 to 2677 and encodes 799 amino acids. NCBI's taxonomy places the organism in Eukaryota, Metazoa, Chordata, Actinopteri, Perciformes, Gasterosteidae. The transcript is spliced from 25 exons.
UUUUUUAUGCGAUUGAUAACAAAAGGUCCAUUGAAUAACAUUAACAAUAACGAUAUUCCAAGGAUUGUUUGAUUUUCACCUCCUUAUCAACAACUAACUACAACUCCCAGAGUCCCACGCGGCCAAAGGCGCUCGCGCUCGCGAUCCUUACACGGCGUCACGAGUCACCCGCGCUGUCAUGGGGGGAGAAUAACAGUUAAAAGUUAGCUUAGCAACAACCGGCACCGAUGAAAUAAAUCUGCGACACUGGCGGCGGAGAGCUAACCGGGAAGUUACCAUGGCCAACAUCACGAAGAAGGUGUCGUGGUCCAGCAGGGCCGACGAGUCCGGGGCCACCGGGGAGGGGACGCCGCUGCUCAACGGCUCCGGGCAGCCCAGGCUCUCCAGACAGCUGUCUGGAGGAGGCAGUGUAUUUCAGACAGGCAGACUCAGCACGGUGGAUUUGGAGGAGGAGAUGUCGUCGGAGGAGGACUCUCUAAGGGGGCGGCUGAAAGAGAUCCCUCACAACGAGAAGCUGCUGUCGCUUAAAUUUGAGAGUCUGGACUAUGAUAACAUUGAGAAUCAGCUGUUCCUGGAGGAGGAGAGGCGGAUGAGUUACAUGGGUUUCCGCUGUCUGGAGAUCAGUCGCUGGGUCGUCUGCGGUCUGAUCGGCUUUCUGACCGGCCUCAUCGCCUGUUUUAUAGACAUCGCGGUGGAGGAAAUGGCUGGCAUCAAAUACCGAGUGGUCAAAGAGAACAUAGAGAAGUUCACCGAGGUGGGCGGCCUGUCGAUCUCCCUCAUCCUCUGGGUUGUCCUCAACUCCGUCUUUGUCAUGGUGGGGGCCAUCAUCGUUGCUUGCAUUGAGCCCAUCGCAGCAGGAAGUGGUAUUCCUCAGAUAAAAUGUUACCUGAACGGAGUCAAGAUUCCCAGGGUGGUGCGGCUCAAGACUCUGGUGGUGAAGGUGUUUGGUGUUAUCUGUUCGGUGGUUGGAGGGCUGGCGGUUGGAAAGGAAGGGCCCAUGAUUCACUCGGGGGCCGUGGUCGCUGCCGGGGUCUCACAGGGCCGGAGCACCUCCCUGAAGAAAGACCUGAAGAUGUUUGAAUACUUCCGGAGAGACACGGAAAAACGCGACUUUGUGUCGGCCGGAGCCGCCGCCGGAGUUUCAGCUGCUUUUGGAGCCCCAGUCGGCGGCGUUCUUUUCUCUCUGGAGGAGGGAGCUUCUUUCUGGAACCAGAUGCUGACGUGGAGGAUAUUCUUUGCCUCUAUGAUCUCCACCUUCACCCUCAACUUCUUCCUCAGCAUCUACCACAAAAAACCAGGAGAGCUUUCCAACCCGGGUCUCAUCAACUUUGGCCGCUUCGAGACCGAUAGUGUGGAUUAUAAUCUCUACGAGAUUCCCCUGUUCAUCAUUAUGGGAGCCAUAGGUGGGUUGCUCGGCGCUCUGUUCAACAAGCUCAACUACUGGCUGACUAUCUUCAGGAUCAGAUAUGUUCACCGCCCCUGUUUACAGGUGAUUGAGGCCAUGCUGGUUGCUGCGGUUACCGCGACGGUUUCCUUCACCAUGAUCUACUUCUCCAAUGAUUGUCAACCUCUGGGGCCUGAUCACACUGAGGAGUACCCACUGCAGUUGUUCUGUGCUGACGGAGAGUAUAACUCCAUGGCAACGACCUUCUUCAACACUCCGGAGAGAAGUGUCCGCAGUCUCUUCCACAACCAGCCAGGAACCUACAACCCUUUGACCCUGGGUCUGUUCACCUUGACUUAUUUCUUCCUGGCGUGUUGGACCUACGGCCUGGCGGUGUCUGCCGGAGUCUUCAUCCCGUCUCUGCUGAUAGGAGCGGCCUGGGGGAGGCUGUUCGGGAUCCUGCUGGCCUCCAUCACCUCCACCGGCUCGAUCUGGGCCGGCCCCGGGAAAUACGCCCUGAUUGGAGCUGCAGCUCAAUUAGGCGGCAUAGUGAGGAUGACCCUCAGCUUGACCGUCAUCAUGGUGGAGGCCACGGGAAACGUCACAUUCGGCCUCCCCAUCAUGCUCGUCCUCAUGACGGCCAAGAUAGUAGGAGACUAUUUUGUAGAGGGUCUGUACGACAUCCACAUCAAGCUGCAGAGCGUUCCCUUCCUGCACUGGGAUGCUCCCGCCACCUCCCACUGGUUGACCGCCAGAGAGGUGAUGAGCUCUCCGGUCACCUGCUUGAACCGGAUAGAGAAGGUGGGGACCAUCGUGGACGUCCUCAGCAACACGUCGACCAAUCACAACGGCUUCGCUGUCGUCACGCAGGGCGCCAGCGGCGACGAGCCGGCGAAGCUCUGCGGCCUCAUCCUCCGCUCGCAGCUCAUCGUUCUUCUCAAGCACAAGGUGUUCGUGGAGCUGGCCCGGUCCCGGCUCACCCUGAGGAAGCUCCAGCUGAAGGACUUCAGGGACGCGUAUCCCCGCUUCCCCCCGAUCCAGAGCAUCCACGUGUCCCAGGACGAGAGGGAGUGCAUGAUGGACCUCAACGAGUUCAUGAACGCGACGCCCUACACAGUGCCGCAGGACACUUCUCUGCCGCGCGUGUUUAAGCUGUUCAGAGCGCUGGGACUCAGACACCUGGUGGUGGUGGACGACGAGAACCGGGUGGUUGGACUGGUGACCAGGAAAGACUUGGCCAGAUAUCACCUGGGAAAACAUGGGCUGGAAGAGCUUCAGCUGGCCCAGACAUAGUACACACACACACACACACACGGACACACACACGCACUAUGACCCCUGAUGUCUUGGAAGCUGUUUUGUACGCAGGACGCUGUUGAGGGUCUCUAUUGAUCUUUGAUGCCAAAUCGAGUGUAAAAAUUGGAGGAAAAAGGCUGAUUCAAAAGGAGAAUCUCAGCCGAUGGGCCUUGUGCGACUUUUUCAAAAUCGACUUUGUGUCUUUGUGUUUGGCGUCAACGCAGCGUUAAGUGUUUUACUUUGAAAGGAUCCGGACUUCUGUUACCGUUAUCACUGUUUGUUUUCCGGCUGCCGGAAUGAAUCCUUAAAUGGUGGCACGGGGGCUUUGGUACUUUUUGGGAGUGGAGAAGUCGGAGGAAACGUUAGUAUUAUUUUUAUUGGAGGAUUCUUCCUCUGCGUAAACACGCUCACGUAGCUCUAUGUGGGGGGUCAAGUUAAACAGAACCAAAAGGAUCUUUUCAAAAUAAAACCUGCAGCAGGAUCGAGAUGAGAUGAAAGGCUUCUUCUGUCCUCAGCGGGACGUUAACGGUGUUCAGACUCGUUGUGACACAAUACAGACGAAGGCUUUCUAUUUGUUGCUAUUAAACUAACAAGGCAAGUAAAGAGUGAGUUUAAAUGGUUUACUGGCCAUUCGAGUUUUUAUUUCAUUUUCUGUUGUGUAGUUUUGCACUGAGCGAAUGCUGUUAUUUAUUGUUGGAUAUUUUAAGUUUGUGGUUGAGACAGAUCUCAUAUCCCAGAAUUCAAGAGUGGUAACGUUUUGAAGAUGCAUUUCCUGUGUUGUUGUCUGCUUUACUGAGCUGAGAUAUAUAUAUAUAUAUAUAUAUAUAUAUUUAUAUAU